Molecule: messenger RNA, 1581 nt
Organism: Caenorhabditis briggsae
Lineage: Eukaryota; Metazoa; Nematoda; Chromadorea; Rhabditida; Rhabditidae
Exons: 7
Coding region: 1-1581 (526 amino acids)
Biological process (GO): steroid metabolic process
Cellular component (GO): membrane; cytoplasm
Molecular function (GO): Delta24(24-1) sterol reductase activity; FAD binding
Source: RefSeq, a predicted model, not a curated record
AUGAAUAUUGAGAAAGACGAGGAAGACGUGCCGCCGACGAGAUGGGAGAAUAUUGUAGAAUUCAUCAUGUUCCGCUUCCGAUGGCUCUUUGUUGUCCCAUUCCUGCUUCCACUAUCGUUCCUCUUCAAUACUGUCUUCGAUAUCAGGAAUCGGCUGAUUCAUUUGGUCAACUCGGCGCCAAACGCUCAUGUGAGAAAAGUCAACUACAUUCAGGAGCAGCUCAAAGAAUGGAAUGAGAAUGGAAGGAAGACAAAAUUGGUAAACGCUCGUCCAGGAUGGCUCACAAUGAGUUUCAGAUUCCCACUGUACAAGGAAAAUGCGACGAAAAUUGCCACUGAUAAGCUUUUUGAUAUUUUGGAGCUCGACGUAGAAAGGAUGACCAUCAAGGUUGAGCCAGGAGUAACAAUGGGACAGAUUUCUCGUUAUCUGAUUCCACGUGGAUACACUCUUCCAGUACUCCCAGAACUCGAUGAUCUGACAAUCGGAGGACUCAUUAAUGGAUGUGGAGUAGAAUCUGGCUCCUUCCGACACGGAAUGUUCCAGCACAUCUGCGAACAAUUUGAAGUUGUUAUGUCCAGCGGAGAACUCAGAACUGUUGGACCAGAUCCGGGCGCUAAAACAAAGGAAACAAAGGAGGGAAACUCGUUGUUCUAUGCAAUCCCAUGGAGUCAGGGAACUAUCUGUUUCUUGACAGCAGCAACCAUAAAAAUCAUUCCAUGCAAGAAGUACGUGAAGCUUACUUAUAAGAAAACGUCGACGUUGAACGAGAUGUGCCAAUCGCUAACAACGGACAGUGACAGAUUCGCAGAUAAUGUCGAUUUUGUGGAGGCUUUGCAGUUUGACAAGAACAAGGGAUGUAUUAUGUUGGGAGAGUUCUCCGAUGGUCCAGAGACUGAUGAUGAAGUGAUCAAUCCUAUCGGUCGUUGGUACAAGAAAUGGUUCUACACCCAUGUGGAAGAUUUGAUCAAUAAGAGACAACAAUCCGUUGAGUACAUCCCACUUCGUGACUACUAUCACCGCCACUCCAGGAGCAUUUUCUGGGAGCUCAGAGAUAUUGUUCCAUUCGGAAACAAUAUCAUAUUCCGAUAUCUAAUGGGUUGGUUAUGUCCACCAAAGAUUGCCUUCCUGAAAGCAACAACACCAAAUGUGCUCCGAAAGCUCUAUGAUCGUAGUCAUGUCCUUCAAGACAUGCUUAUUCCAUUGGAAAAUUUAGAAGAAUGUGUCACACUGUUCGAUGAGGAAGUUGAGAUCUAUCCUCUUUGGCUCUGCCCAUUCUACCUGAAAUAUCAACCUGGACUUAUGAGGCUCAAAAAUGCGACCAGCAAAAUGUACGUGGAUGUUGGAGCAUAUGGAGUCACAACCAAGAAGGGAUACCAUCAUGCUAGAACAACAAGAGUGCUUGAGAAAUAUGUGAUUUCUGUAAAUGGAUUCCAAAUGACGUAUGCGGAUAUUUACAUGCCUAAAGCAGAGUAUGCCGAAAUGUUUGAUAGAACUCUUUACGAUUGGAAGAGAACUACUGAGGGAUGUUUGGACGCUUUCCCGGAUAUUUAUGACAAAAUUUGCCGUAAUAAUAGACGUUGA